AUGGCCGCCUACCUCGAUCUCCUCCAGCAAUACUCCCAAACCGCCCUGGCGGCGCUCCCCCAACCGGCUCAACAAUUACUGCUCAAGCCCAUCACACAAAAGGCGCUGGCCGCUGUCGUCGCGCUGGGCUUGGUGCGCCAUGUCAACAAGACUCUUUCCGCCUGGACCUUGCAAAAUUGGACGCGCAAUGAGAAAUGGGUCUCCUCCCGUGAACUCAUCCUGCUGACCGGUGGAUGCAGUGGUAUUGGCAAGCAAGUCAUGGAGGAUCUGGCCAAGACGGGCGUGCGCGUCAUCAUUCUCGAUAUCAACGAGCCCAAUUUCACUCUGCCAUCCAAUGUCUUCUUCUACAAGGCCAAUAUCACCUCCUCCGCCAAUAUCGCCGAGGUCGCCAAGGCUAUCCGCAGCGACCACGGCGAGCCGACUGUCCUGGUGAACAACGCUGGUGUCGGCCACGAUGGAACUAUUCUCGAGGAGCCUGAGGCUAAGAUUCGUCAGACCUUUGAGGUCAACACCAUCUCGCAUUUCCUUAUGGUUAAGGAGUUCCUUCCCGCCAUGGUCAAGGCCAACCACGGUCAUGUCAUCACGAUUGCUUCCAUGGCCAGCUUUGUCGCCCUCGGAGAGAUGGCCGAUUACUGCUGCUCCAAGGCCAGUGCUCUUGCAUUCCACGAGUCUCUUCGCCAGGAGCUGCGCUACUGGUACAAAGCGCCGAAUGUGCGCACCAGUGUCAUUCACCCCAUGUGGGUUCGCACUCCGAUGAUCAAGAUGCUCACCGACCACGAAACCCAAUUCCGCCAACCCAUCAUGACCGUUCAAUUUGUCUCCGACGCCAUCUGCAAGCAGAUUCUGACCCAAACUAGUGGUCAAAUUAUCCUGCCGGCUAGCCAAUCCGCCGCCAGUCUGGUGCGCGCCAUGCCUACCUGGAUCCAAGAAGGGAUCCGCACUUUUGCUUCAGGGUCGUUGCGUCGUAUGCGCAAUGUGCAGCCGUAUGAGAAGUAA
Messenger RNA from Penicillium waksmanii, 996 nucleotides. RefSeq lists its product as uncharacterized. The coding region runs from base 1 to 996 and encodes 331 amino acids. The record is from RefSeq and is a predicted model, not a curated record. The transcript has 2 exons. Gene Ontology annotation, molecular function: oxidoreductase activity, acting on the CH-OH group of donors, NAD or NADP as acceptor. Lineage: Eukaryota; Fungi; Ascomycota; Eurotiomycetes; Eurotiales; Aspergillaceae.